AUCCCCACAUGGUGGCGAAACGGCCAAUAUUAGCUGGGUAAACGUCGAUGACUCGCUUAUUUCCUUAACUACGCAACAUGGCAGCAUUCGAGGCCUCUUGCGCCGGCUGUCUGCGGCAACUUCACGACUGGGGUCACAUACCGACAUUUGCCUGCCAAGAAUGCUCCGUGAAAUUGUGUUUGAGCUGCUUUCUGUCCCGCACGAUGGUCCCGGGGCAUGCAUCUCAGCACGAUUACAAGAUCCGUUCUGCACAGCUGCCUCUAGUGGAACAGGCUUGGGUGGCUGCCGAUGAUCUCAAACUUUUCGACGCCGUGAGAACACUUGGGCUUGGCAAUUGGACAACAAUUGCCGAGAAAAUGGGUCUGAACCAUAGCCUAGAUGGGUGUCGGCGACACUACAUUGAGUGUUACUGCAGCCGUAAUGGCAGUUUUGGGAUCUACAUCCCAGCGAAGGUACUAAGCCUGGACAAUAAACAAGCUGAGGAUGGUGGCACUAGGCCAAAUAAGGCCCCCCUUGCCGGCAUUACCGAACAGUCAUCUUCUGGAGAUACUAAAAUUGAAUUUAGGGGCUAUCUCCCUCUGCGUGGUGACUUUGAUGUGGAGUAUGACAAUGAUGCAGAGGGUUUAGUUGCUGAGAUGGAGGUUGGGUCUCACGAUAAUGAUGCAGAAAUUCCCAUCAAGAAGUAUAUUCUAAAGCUGUACAAUGACAGACUUCUGGAGCGCAAUCGUAGGAAAUUAUUCGCCAUCAACAGUGGGCUGCUGGAGACAUUGGCUCAACCUAAUCACAAUAAGACUACGAAACGACCGCGGGAGAAGUCUAAAGUUGCUUCGCACAUGCGGGCGUUUACUCGUUUUAGAAUUGCCCAAGGAUGUGACAUGCUGAAGGGGCUCGCUGAAUCUCAACGUCUCCGUCAAUGCCUCGCGCGCUUUGAUUGAGUUUAGCGCUAUUGCGAUCACAGUGCUGAGUUACAACAUGUGGCGUGUGAGAUAGGAAGCCGGAUUUUCGUUGCAGUCGGAGUUUUGAGUUUAUGGCCAAGAGCGCGAGACGGCUGCCAGGCCUUUCAGAUGCAACUGCAACUUACGAAAUCAGUAGCCCCUUGUUCCGCAUUUGAUGGGGCUUGGUUUUUUAUGUCAAAUAUGCACAACAGAGAUGCUCGAGGCAAAAAUAGCCCCCUAAGUGGGAAUUUGCUGGGAAUUUGCCUGUGGAGUGGGAGUGCCAUGAUUCGUUUUUGAAAUCAGAUCAAUUCCGGGCCGCCAAUACGGCGAGAGAGCGAAAUAAGAGGAAAGUACCCCUGCGGUGCUCGGG
Molecule: messenger RNA, 1305 nt
Organism: Aureococcus anophagefferens
Lineage: Eukaryota; Pelagophyceae; Pelagomonadales; Pelagomonadaceae
Exons: 3
Coding region: 78-935 (285 amino acids)
Biological process (GO): regulation of transcription by RNA polymerase II; chromatin remodeling
Cellular component (GO): nucleus
Molecular function (GO): chromatin binding; transcription coactivator activity
Source: RefSeq, a predicted model, not a curated record